UAUUCCAGCGUGUGCGCCCUGCGCUUGCGCGCCCGGCAGACACCCCGCGGGCCCCCAGGCCACCUGCACAAGGCGCGCGACGGCCCCUGCGAGUUCGCUCCUGUGGUCGUUGUUCCUCCUCAGAGUGUUCACAAUGUCACCGGGGCGCAGGUGUACCUGUCCUGUGAAGUGAGGGCUGUGCCGACCCCAGUCAUCACGUGGAGGAAGGUCACACAGUCCCCUGAGAGCACCCAGGUGCUUGAGGAGCUGCCUGGGGACCACGUCAAUAUAGCUGUCCAGGUGCGAGGGGGCCCUUCUGACCACGAGGCCACAGCCUGGCUCUUGAUCAAUCCUCUGAGAAAGGAAGAUGAGGGAGUGUACCAGUGCCAUGCGGCCAACGUGGUGGGAGAAGCCCAGUCCCACGGCACGGUGAUGGUCCUAGAUCUGAGUAGAUACAAGAACUUCCGCUUCCCGGCUCCAGAUGACCACAUGUGACAGAGAAAUGGUCUUAGAAACAUGGAUCACAGGAUGAUGGAGAAGUCAAGCAAUGGAUUUUUGUGCUUUGUGAAGAAUUGGAAAAACUGUUUGUGGAUGACCCCUUUUGUAUGUUUCUAAAAAUUAGAUGCAAACUAGAUUUGUAUCAGGUGUAGUUUUUAGCAGGGCAAGUUUUGGGAAAACAGACAUGCAUGUAGCUUUUUUUGAUACUUUUGAAAUGAAUUGCUCCAUGAGAAUUCUUUUUAAUUCUCUCUCCCAGGGUGAGCAUGUAAUGAUAUGUUUGUAAUUCUUAAGGGCUCAGAGCGAGGCGUAUAUCAACUGACUCUUUACCUCAUCUGUCUGUGACCUUUUAG
Molecule: messenger RNA, 827 nt
Organism: Carlito syrichta (Philippine tarsier)
Lineage: Eukaryota; Metazoa; Chordata; Mammalia; Primates; Tarsiidae
Gene: IGFBPL1
Product: insulin like growth factor binding protein like 1
Exons: 5
Biological process (GO): regulation of cell growth; regulation of signal transduction
Cellular component (GO): extracellular region
Molecular function (GO): insulin-like growth factor binding
Source: RefSeq, a predicted model, not a curated record